GGUUGGAGGGGGUUAGAGAGGGAGAUCUUGGCCUGGUGUUGUGGAAACAUUUGCUUUGGAGGCAGACAGGCUGGAUUCUGAUCCUGAUUCUGCCAUUUACUGCCUGUGUGACUUUGAGUAAGUCACCUCUCUGAGCCUCGUUUCCCUCAUGGGCAAACUCUACAGGGGGCAGGCAGCUCAGCACCUGCUGGAGAAAACACAGCAUUUGGGUCAUACAGACCUGGGGCUAAAUCCCAAAACACUUAUGAGCUGGGUAACUAUGGGGUAAGUCACUUCACCUUUCUGAGCCUCAGUGUUCUCAUCUGUACAAUGGAAAUUAUAGUAACUGCUUCACUGGCUUGUUGUGAGAAUUAAAUGAAAUGAUAUAGGUCAAGUGCUUAGAAGAGUAUCUAACAUCCUUAAACACUAGGGAUGGGCUUAUUAUGGUAGUAGGUGUUGCCCUCCACCCCAUUUCUCUCUCUCUCUCUCUCCCUGCAUUGUGUGCACGCACACACGCACACACACAGAUAUUCUUUGGCACUUCUCCCUCCAGUCAGUGUCCUAAGAUGCCUCCUGCCUCCUCUUGCCUAGGCCACUUGUCUGCUGGCCUGGGGCCUCCCUCUUCAGCACUCCUCACCUCGCCUGGGCUGCUCAGCCCUGUGGGUUUGUCCCAGCUGGGAAAGACAAUAUGUGUCUAGGGUGCCUUCACAGCCAUUCUCAGCUUGGUCAUCACAACCGUUGGGGUCAAACAGUGGCAAAACAGGAAGCAGGCUGCUUGCCCUACAGAUGGGACACUGAGACCCUGAAAGCUUAAGGGACUUGCCCCAGGGAGCAGGGCUGGUGAGCAGUAGAGGCUGGUUGGGAGCCUGGGUCUCCCUCCCUUGAGUAACCCUCAAAUCCUCCACACGGUGGAGGCAGGGUGGAGUUCCACGUGCUGCAGGGAGGGCCCCUCCUGGAGGCUCAGAUGCUCACCUCAGGGAUAGAGUGGAAUUUGGCAGGCAGGGGAGGGGGAAACGAGUGCCCCUUUGGGCAGCAGUGCUCUCAGGUUCAGAACUAAUCCAGGUCCUUCCUUAUCCUCACCUCACACUCACCGCUCAGCCCUUUGCCGUGGACUGCUACCCCUCACUUUGCUGUUUGUUCAGUAGACUUUUAGUGAGCACCGCUUAAUAGACCCCUGUUCUCAUAGAAUAAGAAAUAAACGAUCGGGAAAUGAUCAAUGAGAGGAAAACAAUAAAAUACGUGCAGAUCUGGGCAAGAGCAUUCCAGGUGGAGGGAGCAGCAAGGGCAAAGGCCCUGAGGCAAGAAUGCACUUGCUGUGUUUGAGGGAUGGUGAGAAAGCUAGAAUUUGGUGAGGGAAGAGCACAUGGUAGAUGGAGUCAGAGAGGAGAUUGUAUAAGCUUGGAUUUUAUGGGAGGUUUUCAAGCAGUGAGAUUCAUGAUCUGAUACAUGAUUUAAAGACAUCACUCAUGCUGCCACGCUUAGGACGGACUAAAAGAGGUCAGGGUGUUGCUGGGGUCGAGGCCCAGGGUCGUGGUGGUGCCUCAGUCUGUGGCAGUGAUGGAGAGCCAUGAGCCACCGGAUCCUGCUGCUUCUGGCCGUGCUGACCCUGGGCCUGGCUACCUCCCAACACCGAGACAAGGUGCCCUGUAAGAAGGUGGACAAGGAAGUCUUGUGCCGGGGCCUUGGCCUACUCCAGGUCCCCUCGGUGCUCCCGCGGGACAUCGAGGUCCUCGACCUGUCUGGGAACCAGCUGCGGAGCAUUCUGACCUCACCCCUGGGCUUCUACACAGCGCUUCUUCACCUGGACCUGAGCGCCAACGAGAUUAGCUUCCUCCAGCCAGGGGUCUUCCAGGCCCUGCCCCACCUGAAGCACCUCAACCUGGCCCACAACCGCCUGGCGGUGGGCACGGCGCUGAGCACUGGGGGUCUGGGUCCCCUGCCACACCUGACGUCCCUGGACCUGUCUGGCAACAGCCUGUACAGCGGCCUGGCGGAGCGGCUGCUGGCGGAGGCGCCCGCCCUGCGCAGCCUCUCGCUGGCGGAGAAUAGCCUGACGCGCCUGGGCCGCCACACCUUCUGGGGCACGCCUGCGCUCGAGCGGCUGGACCUUCACAGCAACGUGCUGAUGGACAUCGAGGACGGAGCCUUCGAGGCCCUGCCCCACCUGGCACACCUCAACCUCUCCAGGAACUCCCUCACCUGCAUCUCCGACUUCAGCCUCCAGCAGCUGCGGGUCCUAGACCUGAGCUGCAACAGUAUCGAGGCCUUUCAGACGGCCCCGGAGCCCCGGGCCCAGUAUCAGCUCGCCUGGCUCGACCUGCGGGAGAACAAACUGCUCCACUUCCCCGACCUGGCCGCACUUCCGAGGCUCAUUUACCUGAACGUGUCUAACAACCUCAUCCGCCUCCCUGCGGGGCCGCCCCAGGGCGGCGAGGGCCUUCACGCGCCUUCCGAGGGCUGGUCCGCCUUGCCCUUCUCCAACCCCGGCCGCAACGCCAGCACCCAGCCCCUCUCUCAGCUCUUGAAUCUGGAUUUGAGCUACAAUGAGAUUGAGCUCGUCCCGGAGGGCUUUCUUGAGCACCUGACUUCCCUGCGCUUCCUGAACCUCAGCCGGAACUGCUUGCGGGCCUUUGAGGCCCGGCGUGUGGGCUCCCUGCCUUGCCUCGUACUCCUGGACAUGAGCCACAAUGCUCUGGAGACCCUGGAGCUGGGUGCCAGGGCCCUGGGGUCUCUGCAGACGCUGCUCCUACAGGACAACGCCCUGCGGGGCCUGCCCCCGUACACCUUCGCCGGCCUGGCCAGCCUGCAGAGGCUCAACCUGCAGGGGAACCGGGUCAGCCCCUGCGGGGGCCCAGGUGAGCCUGGACCCGCGGGCUGUGUGGCCUUCUCUGGCGUCUCCUCCCUCCGCGUCCUGAACCUGGCGGACAAUGAGAUGGAGACGCUCCGGGCAGGUGCCUUCCUCCACACUCCGCUGACCGAGCUGGACCUCUCUGCCAACCCUGGGCUGGAUGUGGCCACAGGGGCCUUGGCGGGCCUGGAGGGCUCCCUGGAGGUCCUGGCCUUGCAGGGCAACGGGCUGGCCAUCCUGCAGGUGGACCUGCCCUGCUUCAGCUGCCUCAAGCGGCUCAAUCUGGCAGAGAACCGCCUGAGCCGCCUGCCUGCCUGGACGCAGGCUGUGUCCUUGGAGGUGCUGGACCUAAGGAACAACAGCUUCAGCCUCCUGCCGGGCAGUGCCAUGGGCGGCCUGGAGACCAGCCUGCGGCGCCUCUACCUGCAGGGGAACCCCCUCAGCUGCUGCGGCAACGGCUGGCUGGCGGCCCAGCUGCACCAGGGCCGUGUGGACGUGGACGCCACCCAGGACCUGAUCUGCCGCUUCGGCUCCCAGGAGGAGGUGUCCCUGAGUCACGUGCGUCCUGAGGACUGUGAGAAGGGGGGGCUCAAGAACGUCAACCUCAUCAUCAUCCUCACCUUCGCACUGGUGUGUGCCGUCCUUCUCACCACGCUGGCCACCUGCUGCUUUGUCCGCCGACAGAAGUUCAACCAACAGUACAAAGCCUAGAGAGGCUGGGGGCUACAGACCGCCUCUGUCGGGGGACCCUGCCAGGUCAGUGGGGGAGCCAGAGGCACGAAGAAGGGUGGGGACUGACCCAAGAUUACCCAGUGAGCCAGGACCCAAGAACCCUGGUCUCUCAGUCCCAGCCCUGGGCUCCUUUCCCUGUAUCCUGCUGCAUCAGUAGGUUGACCCACUUCACAGGGCACACAUGUGGUCCAGCUGUGGAAGCUGGAAGAUGGGCAGUUGCAGGAGUGACAGAGUGUCAGGUUGACCCAUCGGAUCAACACAUCUUCACCAGGCAUCUGUUUUGUGCCACACCCUGCCCUGGGCACUGGGGACACCAGGGAAUGAGACACAUCCCUACCCUCGGCAUCGCCCAGGCUGGGUGGGGAGGUGGCUGCAGAACAUGCAGUGACCACACGGAGCGCGGACGCCAGGGCCCUGCAGCCCCAGCUGGCUGAGUGUGGAUCGUCCUGCCCCUGCUGGGCCAGCGUAGGAGAGGGGUAAGACCAAGAGGAUUUGUCUGAGAUGUUUCCAAGCAGACUCUUUGUCACGUCUUCUGAUAGUGACUUUCAGCUUCUCUGGAACAUAAAAAGCUUGUGACCGGAAGAGAGCCGGAGGCACUUGAGUAAGGCUUGGAUCCAGUGCUAUCAGGCGGGCUGCGGCAGCUCCAGCAGGGCCUGGUUAAGAGGCGGUCUCCCUGGGCUCCAGCCCAGCACUGGACCAUUCCGUUUCCUGCUCCGGGCAGGCUCUUUCCCCUACCUGGCACUCUCGUGUUGCACACACCGGCCAAGAUACUGCCCUAGCCCCCCUACUCCCUGCCCAGGCCCCCUGCUCCAUCCCAGUCCCACCCUGCCUGGUGAGCCAGGAGUAAGAACCUUAGGUAUCUGGUUCUGUUUUGCACCACACUUGGCAGUGGUGACAAACCCAAGCCUGCAUCUGCCUCUUUAUGACAACCCUCUGAGGUUGGUAUUUUAUCCCAUUUUACAAGAGUCUCCAAAAGUCUCCCUCCAGGGACCUCCAGCUAAGAAAUGCCAGAACUGAGCUCCAGACUCACAUCCUCCUGAGUCCAGAGCCUGAGCUUGGCCACUGCAGGGGCUGCAGGCUGUUAGGUGGACAGGAACUGGCCCCACGUGGCCGGAUCAAGGCCCGGGAGCAUCCUGUGCUGUGCACACCCACCCGCUCCUCUCCCUCCUCUCUCCCAGGCGGGCAGAGAGAAGAUGCGCAGCCACAGGCCCUCUCCUCCUCCUGUGCCUCAUUUUCCCUUAUUCCCUCAUUUGCAGACUAGGCGGGCUCUCCUUGUUCUCUUCUUGCUCUUGCGUGCCCUCCUUCCCUCUCCCUCCUUUGAGCAUAGCCUGGACUUUGAAACCAUCGAGUCCGACCUCCCUGUUGCACAGAUAGGGAGGCUAAGACUGAGGAAGAGAAUGGGACUUGCUCAGCGCUGCACAAGUCAGUGGCAGAGCCUGUGAAACAAGGUGGAUUCAGACCUCAUUGAGCGGGUGUGCGGGGGGGCUUGGUGGUUGGACCUGAAUGGUUUCCUUCUCUCUCAGCUGUGACAUCACAAGAUGAUGCUGGCUCCAAACUCUCUUACUAGUCCUCAUCAUGCAGGGACUUUUUUUUUCCCCUAGAAAAAUGGAUAGAAAAAUCCCAUCCAGAUAUAACCUCCUGUUUCUCAUACCCAUGAAACCGUGGGCUGUCUGGGAAGAAAGGAAGCCCUGGGAUCAGCCCGGGACCCUGUGUCAUUGUCUUCACCCUCUUACCUGUGCUUGGCCCGCACUCAGGCUCACGAUGGUGCUCGGUAAAGUGUGAGAUGAUGAAAAUGCCCCUCUCUCCACCCCAUUUUACAGAUGAGAAAACUGAGGCCCAGAGCGGGUCGAGGACUCAGGGAGUCAACGGCAGAGCCGGGGCUAGAACCUGGUGGCUUGGCCCCAGCCCGGGGCCCUGGUGGCGAGUGGGGCAGCCGGUGGGUCCAGUCCUGUUUGGGAUCAUGACCACAGGUGCUCACUGCACACAAACACUCUUCCUCAGGCCUGGAGGGCAAGGUGUGGGCCCCUCCAUGCCUGAUCUUUGAGAACACUACACAAUGCUGCUCUCACCCCCCAGGACCCAGGCUACAACCCAGGCCUCGGGGCCAGCUCUUUGUGUAACCCACGUGAAUGUAUUAAAAAAUGAUUUUGGAGAAACA
Balaenoptera ricei (Rice's whale) is the source of this 5717-nucleotide messenger RNA. RefSeq names its product leucine rich repeat containing 32 (gene LRRC32). The coding region runs from base 1547 to 3538 and encodes 663 amino acids. NCBI's taxonomy places the organism in Eukaryota, Metazoa, Chordata, Mammalia, Artiodactyla, Balaenopteridae. The transcript has 3 exons. The record is from RefSeq and is a predicted model, not a curated record. Gene Ontology annotation, molecular function: protein binding.